Molecule: messenger RNA, 3629 nt
Organism: Musa acuminata subsp. malaccensis (wild Malaysian banana)
Lineage: Eukaryota; Viridiplantae; Streptophyta; Magnoliopsida; Zingiberales; Musaceae
Source: RefSeq, a predicted model, not a curated record
AUUAUUUUAUUCCCGCAAAGACCAACUGUUACAGAGAAGAGAGAGGGAGAGAGAGGGAGAGAGAGUGCGUGCGUGUGUGGAAACAAAUAGCUCAGUUGGUAGAUCUGCUCUCUUGUUGUCUUCCUGCUCUCUUCUUCACCUCAACCAUCGUAUUCCCUAGGGGUGAGCCUCGGCAUCUCAAAUCCACCAACCCACCCAUUUGCAGUACUCUCUUUGCUGCUGUGAGUGCAUAGAGAGUGUGUUGACAAUAAGUGCUGGUUCCUGUGCGGUUGGUGCAGGUGACCACCCUGCAUUCCGCGGCCUAAGGAUGAAGAAUUGAAGCAGAGGUCGAAGAUGUUCAAGGCGGCGCGAUGGAGGAGCGAGAAGAACAGGAGCAAAGCCGUCUUCAAGUUGCAGUUCCAUGCGACGCAGGUGCCGCUGUUAGCGUCGGAGGCGAUGAUGGUCAGCCUGGUCCCGGCGGACGUCGCCAAGCCGACGACGAGAUCAGAGAAGGUCGCGGCGGUGGACGGCACCUGCAACUGGGCGAAUCCAGUGUACGAGACAGUGAAGCUCGUCCGCAAUCCGAAGACUGGCAAGAUGGAUGACAAAGUCUACAGAUUUCUCCUCUCAGCUGCUGGAUCGAGCAAAGCUGAGGUUUUGGGGGAGGUUGCUGUUAACCUGGCGGAUUAUGCUGAGGUCUUCAAGGCAUCCUCUGUUUCUCUUCCUCUCAAAGCAUCAAAUACAGGAGCCAUCUUGCAUAUUACCAUUCAAAAAGUGAAGGGUGAUGGUGAUGGUGAUGGAAGAGAAGGUGAUCAAGAUGGAGAAACGAUAGUUAAGCGGCAAAGAAGAACAUUACAAAGUCAGUUAAGCAAGUUCGACAAUGAGGAAAGCAUCAAAGCUCCCAAUGGUGUGAAUGGCAUCAACAUUGUUGAUGGUUCACAUAUUAACAGUCAGGCACAAGUCAAAUUCUCGUCGAGCAGGGAAAUUCUUGUCCAUACUGCUGAUUCCAAUGGAAACCUCCAAAAAUGUCACAGCUUUGAUGCUAUAUCAGCAUCAGGUUCGGACACCAGUUCAGGAAUAUAUACACCGAGAGAGAACAGCAUCAAGCAUAACAAUACCCGUAAUCAUCCUACUAGCUUCCUGUCAUCGCUUACCAACGGUGAUACUCCUAAAAAGCCGAUGUCCAGUUCAGGUGACUGGUCUGGCAAUUCAGCCCCUGAUGGAAGUGCAGAUGCUUCAACAGCCAGUCUGGGUGAUGCUGGGUUAAAUGAAACAUCUCAUGAUUCAGAGGACAGCAUUGAGAAAUUAAGAAAUGAUAUUGUUAUUUUGACCAGAAAGUUGGAAUUAUCAGAUCUGGAGCUGCAGACUCUCCGAAAGCAAAUCAUCAAAGAGAAUAAGCGAGGACAAGAAAUUUCAAGGGAAUUAAAUAGCCUAAAGGACGAGAGAGAUGCACUUAAAGAGGAAUGUGAUGAGCUCAAGUUCUCAGAAAAGAAAACAAAAGUUGAUAGAACUCUAUCUACUCUCUCACAGCAUGAUGCAGAAGAUCAUCUUUCUUUACUUGAAGAAAUUAAGCAAGAGCUAGAUCAUGAGAAAAAUCUGAAUGUACAUCUUCGCUUGCAACUAAAAAUGACACAAGAAGCUAAUGCUGAGCUGUUACUUGCUGUGAAAGAUCUUGAUGGACUGUUGGAACAAAGAAAUAGGGAGACACUUUGUAUGAAAUGUAACAAAAUGGACAUCGAAACAGAAACUGACAAGGAACUAGAGGAACUGAAAUUGGGAGAUGGAAUUCCACAUCUACAGAAACCUGAAAGUAAACAGCAGUUACUCGAAACAAUUUCUCAAAAUGACACCGAAGAGCAAUAUGCAUUGGAUGCACUUCUCAAUGAACGUGAUGAUAUGAAGAUGACUUACCCGCUUGAGAACAAGAUAAUUGAUCUUAACAAUGAAGUAGAAUUUUACAGGAAAGACCGAGAAGAUCUUGAAAUGCAAAUGGAGCAGCUUGCCUUGGAUUAUGAAAUUUUGAAACAGGAAAACCAUGAUAUCACCACAAAGCUGGAACAAAUGCAACUACGAGAACAACUCAGGAUGCAGUAUGAGUGUUCGGCACAUUUAUCCAUAAUCAGUGACCUUGAAUCUCAUGCUGAAUGCUUGGAGAAAGAACUUCAGAAACAGACCGAAGCAUUUGAAGAAGAUAUAGCAACCAUCACAAAUGCUAAAGUGGAGCAAGAGAAAAGGGCCAUAAUAGCAGAAGAGGAAUUGAGAAAAACAAAAUGGAACAAUUCUAUCACUGUUGAGAGGCUUCAAGAGGAAUUUAGAAGUCUUUCUGCACAUAUGUCAUCUACAUUUCAAACGAAUGAGAAUAUCGUCAAGCAAACACUAAAAGAAGCUGCUGAUUUGCAUUCACAAAAAAGCAACCUGGAAGAACUUUUGAAGAAAGCCCAUGAAGAUUUGGCACUAGUUCAGGAUCAAUACCGCAUGAAAUUCAAGCAACUAGUUGGCCUAAUAGAUUUUAAAUCAAAAGAGGCAGAUAAGCUACUGUUGGAACUCCAAGACAAGAAGAGAGAGCUUCAGAAAUACAAGAUGUCCGAGGAAGCAAGGCAAAGAAACUCCUUAGAGGAAAUGCAAUCACUCAAAACUGAGAUGGAGAAGCUCAAAUCAGAGAAAUCUCUUCUCUUUGAACAAAAUGAAGAGAAAGAAAAAGAGAUGGAACUAUUAAGGACAUCUAUUAAAGGAAGCGAGAUGUCUUUGCAAGAUAAAAAUUUGGAAAUUGAUUUGCUUAAGAAUGAGAUAGCAGUACUGAGGGAAGAAGUAAAUAAAUCAUUGGAGGAAAUGAAUAAACUGAGACAGAUAAAAGAUGAAAAAGAUACUAUGAUAGCAAUGCUGGAAUCUGAGGCAACAACUCUUACAAUGCAGCACGGUGACUUGAAGCAUGCCUUGGAUGAAAUUGAGUUGGGAAAACAGAAUCUGAGAAAAUCAGUUUCCCACUUGAGGGGUGUUCUUUUGGAGGAACAGACGACGACCAGCAGGGAGGAAAAAGUAGAUGACUACUACACAAGCACGACUACAAAUGAUGAAAAGCAUUUCCGUCAGAGUUGGAAAUAUGCUAGCAAAGAUGAAGCUAAUUGCAGUAUAGAUUUUCUGCAGCAGUCAAAGGAAGAUAAAGAACACUUAUACGAUGCAGAUGGUACUGAUAAAGAAAUGCUCAUAAGCAGGCGUGCUGGAACUGGUUUAGAUGAAGCAAAUCAAUAUGAACAAAAGAGGACUGCAGAUGUAUUAAGUGAAAUGGCAGUGCUAAAAAGACAAAAUGAAUCGAUGGAAUCUGAACUGAAAGAAAUGCAGGGAAGAUACUCUGAGAUGAGCCUGAAGUUUGCAGAAGUAGAAGGCGAAAGACAACAACUCAUGAUCACAAUCCGGACCCUAAAAAAUUCUUUCAAGAAUUAGUCCUUUUGUUUUUGCCUAUUUUUGGUGCCAUUGAGAUGAGUUCUCUGUAUAGGCAAGCACUGUGAUGCAUCACUUGGCAUAUCUGGGGCUUGCAAGGCAACUAUAACUUGUAGCAAAUAUAGUGUGUACAUCAAUAGCAUAUAAUUUGUUCAUUGAGUGCAAUAUGUUUCCUUUGUUGAAAUAUGGUGCUUCCAGUUAUGUUGAAUUCA